AUGGAAUCUGGACGGGACAAAAAGUCCGAUUCCCAGGCUGGAAGAAAUCUCUCGUCGUCAUCGCUGCCUUAUGGAGGAGGAUUACUCGGACAGCAAUACUUUGACUCGGGUGAUUUAGCUCUCUCUGCAGCUGACAUUGUGACGGAUAACGGUGCAAUUCAAACUGGCGCAGCCCAUCCUAUACGUGAGAGCAUUUCGCGUCCUUAUGCUCCGGUUCCCAACACAAGUAAUGCCAACAAAGAUGCCAACAGGGAAUUGGGUGGCAAUAAAAGCCCAACUCCGGAAAUGAUAGAUAGUCCCUUGCAUCAGCAAAUCGAUAGUGGGAAGAAGGAGAUGUAG
Molecule: messenger RNA, 339 nt
Organism: Aspergillus pseudotamarii
Lineage: Eukaryota; Fungi; Ascomycota; Eurotiomycetes; Eurotiales; Aspergillaceae
Exons: 3
Coding region: 1-339 (112 amino acids)
Source: RefSeq, a predicted model, not a curated record